UCAGAGCGGAGGAUGAGGUUGACAUUGAUGGGACAGUGGAGGAGGACUUGGGCAAAAGUAGAGAUGGCUCCCGGACAGAUGACGAGGUAGUCCAGAGGGAAGAGGAGGCUAUCCAGCUAGAUGGCCUGAACGCAGCGCAGAUAAAGGAAAUCCGGGAGAAAUCAGAAAAGCAUGUCUUCAAGGCCGAGGUGAACAGGAUGAUGAAGCUCAUCAUCAACUCCCUGUACAAGAACAAAGAGAUCUUCCUGAGGGAACUGAUCUCCAACGCUUCCGAUGCCAUGGAUAAGAUCCGGCUGCUGUCCCUGACCAAUGACGAGGCACUCACUGGUAAUGAGGAGCUGACAGUGAAAAUCAAGUCUGACAAGGAGAAGAACAUGCUCCACAUCACCGAUACUGGCAUCGGCAUGACCAAAGAAGACCUGGUCAGGAACCUGGGCACCAUCGCCAAGUCCGGCACCAGCGAGUUCCUCAACAAGAUGACAGAGAUGCAGACGGAGGGCCAGUCAACCUCUGAGCUGAUUGGUCAGUUCGGCGUGGGCUUCUACUCUGCGUUCUUGGUGGCCGAUAAGGUGAUCGUAACCACGAAGCACAACAAUGGCACGCAGCACAUAUGGGAGUCUGACUCCAACGAGUUCUCCGUCAUCGAGGACCCCCGCGGGGACACCCUCGGCAGGGGCACCACCAUCACUUUGGUGAUGAAGGAGGAGGCAACAGACUACUUGGAGCUGGAGACCAUCAAGAACCUUGUGAGGAAAUACUCCCAGUUCAUCAACUUCCCCAUCUACGUAUGGAGUAGCAAGACUGAGACUGUAGAGGAGCCUAUUGAUGAGGAUGAGACAGAAGCAGAUAAGGAUGAAGACCACGUUGAGGUUGCGGUGGAGGAAUAGGAGGAGGACAAAGACAAGCCAACGACGAAGAAGGUGGCGAAGACAGUGUGGGAGUGGGAGCUGAUGAAUGACAUCAAGCCCAUCUGGCAGAGGCCUGCCAAGGAGGUGGAGGAGGACGAGUACAAGGCCUUCUACAAGACCUUCUCCAGGGACACAGACGAGCCCAUCUCCCACAUCCACUUCACAGCAGAGGGGGAGGUCACCUUCAAGUCCAUCCUCUUUGUGCCUGCCGCAGCUCCCCGGGGACUCUUCGACGAGUACGGUUCUAAGAAGAACGACUUCAUUAAGCUCUUUGUGCGUAGAGUUUACAUCACUGAUGACUUCCAUGACAUGAUGCCUAAAUACUUAAACUUUGUGAAAGGAGUGGUUGACUCCGAUGACCUUCCUCUGAACGUCUCAAGAGAAACUCUCCAGCAACACAAACUUCUCAAGGUCAUUCGCAAGAAGCUGGUGCGCAAGACCCUGGACAUGAUCAAGAAGAUCGCAGAGGAGCAGUACAAUGAGAAGUUCUGGAAGGAGUUUGGCACCAACAUCAAGCUGGGUGUGAUCGAGGACCACUCCAACCGGACCCGUCUGGCCAAGCUGCUGCGUUUCCAGACCUCCAACAGCAACACGGUGCUGGCCAGCCUGGAACAGUACGUAGAGAGGAUGAAGGAGAAACAGGAUAAGAUCUACUUCAUGGCUGGGACCAGCAGAAAGGAGGCCGAGUCGUCUCCCUUCGUGGAGAAGCUGUUGAAAAGGGGUUACGAGGUCGUCUACCUGACAGAGCCUGUGGAUGAGUACUGUAUCCAGGCCCUACCGGAGUUCGACGGCAAGCGCUUCCAGAACGUGGCCAAGGAGGGCGUCAAGUUUGACGAGAGCGACAAGACCAAGGAGAAGAGGGAGGCCCUGGAGAAGGAGUAUGAACCUCUCACAACCUGGAUGAAGGACAGGGCCCUGAAGGACAAGAUCGAGAAGGCUGUGCUGUCCCAGAGGCUGACCAACUCUCCCUGUGCCCUGGUAGCCAGCCAGUACGGCUGGUCCGGUAACAUGGAGAGGAUCAUGAAGGCACAGGCCUACCAGACAGGAAAAGACAUAUCCACAAAUUAUUAUGCAAGCCAGAAGAAAACACUCGAAAUCAACCCCAAACACCCUCUGAUUAAAGAAAUGUUGAAGAGAAUAAAUGAGAAUGCAGAGGACCAGACGGCCUCAGACCUGGCUGUGGUGCUGUUUGAGACGGCCACACUACGGUCAGGCUACCAGCUGGCUGACACCAAGGCCUAUGGAGACCGGAUAGAACGCAUGCUCCGACUCAGCAUGAACGUGGACCUCAAUGAAGAGGUACGCUCAAUAUAACUAACAUUACCCAUGUGUAAACAGGAUCUGAAUACUUACUGCUACUUCACCAAUAUAAUAAACACUGACUAUGCAAAGUGUGUUAUAAUGCAGUACAUUAUGGCUGGAUUCUGUAUACGAGAAUUGAUUUGGGGAAUGGGCACGAAGAGAUGAUAGGUAU
Salmo salar (Atlantic salmon) is the source of this 2382-nucleotide messenger RNA. Lineage: Eukaryota; Metazoa; Chordata; Actinopteri; Salmoniformes; Salmonidae. The record is from RefSeq and is a predicted model, not a curated record.